Molecule: messenger RNA, 506 nt
Organism: Pipra filicauda (Wire-tailed manakin)
Lineage: Eukaryota; Metazoa; Chordata; Aves; Passeriformes; Pipridae
Gene: VMA21
Product: vacuolar ATPase assembly factor VMA21
Exons: 3
Coding region: 41-349 (102 amino acids)
Biological process (GO): vacuolar proton-transporting V-type ATPase complex assembly
Cellular component (GO): endoplasmic reticulum membrane
Source: RefSeq, a predicted model, not a curated record
GCCGGUGCUGAGGCGGCGCAGGGGCCGCGGCGGGGCCGCCAUGGAGCGGUUCGGGCCCGGGCCCGUGAGCGCCGUGCCCGUGGCCGAGUUCAGGCCAAAUGAGGGUUCAUUAACAUCAACUUUAAGAACGCUUCUGUUCUUCACAGCUCUAAUGAUUACAUUACCAGUUGGGCUAUAUUUUUCAUCAAAGGCUUAUGUAUUUGAAGGUUCCUUAGGAAUGUCCGACAGAGACAGCUAUUUCUAUGCUGCCAUCGUGGCUGUAGUUACUGUUCACGUGGUGCUUGCUCUCUUUGUUUAUGUAGCGUGGAACGAGGGCUCGCGGCAGUGGCGGGAAGGCAAACAGGACUAGAACGAAGAUCAUGUCGUCUGGUGUCUACAGACUGUAAAUCAAGGGUUUUUUGUGAGCUGAAGGAAAAGCGUUCUUCAAAAUGUAUAAUACACGUGUACAAAAGGAGGCUGGUGCCUCAGCUGUGGUUGAAAUAAGACUUGUGCUCAUCUUGCCUGUG